AUGUCGUAUCCCGACCCGCGCUCAAACGACGAGUGGCGCGCUGUCCUCAAUAAAGAGCAAUUCCGCAUCCUCCGAGAGAAGGGUACCGAACCCCCCGGGUCGGGCAAGUUCGACAAGCACUACCCCGAAGAGGGCGUAUACACGUGUGCCGGGUGUCACACGCCGCUGUACAAGGCCAGUCACAAGUUUAAGUCGGGCUGCGGGUGGCCGGCAUACUUCGACAGCAUCCCCGGCGCCGUCAGCCGGCACGCGGAUAAGACGUUUGGCAUGACGAGGACCGAGAUUGUAUGCUCCAACUGUGGCGGCCACCUGGGACACGUUUUCAAAGGCGAGGGCCUGCCCACGCCCACGGAUGAACGGCAUUGUGUCAACAGCGUCAGUUUGAACUUCUCGGCCGACGACAAAGUAGAGAAGGGCGGCGGCGCCAGCAGCAAGGCUUAG
Molecule: messenger RNA, 441 nt
Organism: Hirsutella rhossiliensis
Lineage: Eukaryota; Fungi; Ascomycota; Sordariomycetes; Hypocreales; Ophiocordycipitaceae
Product: selR domain-containing protein
Exons: 2
Coding region: 1-441 (146 amino acids)
Biological process (GO): protein repair; response to oxidative stress
Molecular function (GO): peptide-methionine (R)-S-oxide reductase activity
Source: RefSeq, a predicted model, not a curated record